This is a messenger RNA of Portunus trituberculatus (swimming crab), 7329 nucleotides long. RefSeq lists its product as uncharacterized. Gene Ontology annotation, cellular component: nucleus. Lineage: Eukaryota; Metazoa; Arthropoda; Malacostraca; Decapoda; Portunidae. The transcript has 8 exons. The record is from RefSeq and is a predicted model, not a curated record. Bases 343 to 5313 code for a protein of 1656 amino acids.
ACUUGUAUAUAGGCAGUAACCCUUCGUUUCUUACAUUAAAUUCUCAACCACUUCAUUACCAUGGUAUUGGGAAAAAUGUGAUGUAUGAGACAAUGGUGGUCGCGGGGCGGCAGCGCGGCUGCGGGAGGGGCGGCGGUGCGGGAGGAGGCGCCACGCACAGAUGUCGAGGGCUGGAGUUUGAUUCCUACUACAAAACCCACUUUGGGCCUCCGACAGCUGGGGAAGGUAGCAUCAUCUGUCACCUAAUGGGCAGGAAAGACUUCAGGUGCCACGUAACCUGAGAGUCAUGGCGCAGUGAGAUGGAUAAUGAAGUGAGGGCGGGUUGUGUUGUCACACAUCAACAUGGACCACUUGGCCCCUUCCUCAGGGGUCAAUUGGUAUACCAGUUAUAAUGCUUUUGGGGAAUUGUUGGCUGGAGCCCCACAGCUGCCCCCUAUGGAAUUAGGAGGGAUGGAUGUGGGGCGGCCAUACAACCCUCAGGAACAUGUCCAUUAUCCUACUCAAGUUGAAGGGUUGCAUUAUGGGCAGGAGGUGAGCCAUCCCAGUGUUGUUGCUGCAGAAGAGGAGCAUUUGUUCCAAGAAAACUCACUGUCUCCAGCACAAUCCAAGAUCUUCAGCCAAAUGAGAGUGUCUGUUGGGGAGAAGAUAGCAUGCCAGGAGUGUGGUGCAACAUUUGCAUGUAGUGCCAAUCUGAGGAACCACAUGAGGAUCCACACAGGAGAGAGGCCAUUUGUGUGUGAAGAGUGUGGGGCUUCCUUCACCCAGCGCUCAAACAUGCGCAGUCACAAGCGUGUGCACACUGGGGAACGGCCUUACAUGUGUGGCAUUUGUGGCCAGACAUUUGCCCGCUCCUCCCACUUGCCAGGACACAUGCGCACACACACCGGGGAGAAACCCUUCAGCUGUUCACAGUGUGGCAGAUCUUUUGCCACGAACCAGAUAAUGAAGAACCACAUGAGGACCCACACUGGGGAGAGGCCCUUUGUCUGUGAUGUCUGUGAUGCCACCUUUGCUCAAAGCUCUUGCCUUGCCACACAUAAAAAGAUACACACAGGGGAACGCAACUUCAAGUGUGGGAAGUGUGGGAAAGCCUUCAUAUCCAGGUCAGGGCUGCAGACUCAUGAACGUGUCCACACUGGAGAGAAGCCUUACAACUGCGAGAAAUGUGACAAGUCAUUUAGAACAUCAUCUUAUCUCUCUAAGCACAAGCAGAAGUAUUGUGGUAAGGAAAGUUUUGUAAAAAUAAGUAGACAAUCUGGCCCUGGUAAAAUGAAGAAAAGCUCUGCCAAUUCUCACAGAUUAAGUAAAUGUAAAAAGAAUCUGAAGCCCAUGAGUUCUCCCCCAUCAAAGCGGACACGGGUUAAGAGAACCCAGCGACCCACAAGAAACAAUAGCAGUUUUUGCAAAUCUGUUCCUAAGCCUGAGUGGUGUAGGCAGCUUGAGAAAGAUCUUUCUGUAACAGAAAAGAUUCACCAGAAUACUGAGAACAGUGAGACAGAUCUGGUAGUUUACAACCAAGAGGAGGCAAGGAACAGUGAUUCUGAGCCCAACUCGGAUUGGGGGCAGGCUUUGGAUAGAUCUCAGGAGAACAGCUUAGUAGAACAAGAUUUGGAUAUUAAAGAGGAAUGUACUUUGCCGGAAGAAACAGUUUGUGUAUCUGAGACUACUACAAAUACUCCACAGAAGCAGCUUACUGUUGACUGUGAAAUUGUUCAGGUGCCAAGCCUUCAUGGAGAGAACUUUGGCGAUGAAACUGAACCUGUUAAGGAUACUUUUAAGGAUUCUCAGUCACAGGUUCUUGAGGGUCAGAACCAGGGCACAGGAGCACAUCACGUAAUAGAAAAUUACUUUAAGGAAAUGAGUAGUGCUAGCUUUUCUGAAAGUGCAUAUGAGGAAGAAAUAUCAAGCCCUGCUGUGAUGGAUGUCCAAGAGGUGUGUGAAGACCUUCCACAGCUGUCUGGUAUUGCCACAGCCUCAGACUUACCACAGCAAACCUACUCAAUGAAGGAUGACUCAACUCUUUGGUACUCAAGAAGCUACAUGAUCCUCUAUGUUACAGUAUCCUGUGGGACAUUGUUUCAUAUACAGCUGAACACCAGAGACAAUUAUCCCACCUUUGUUUUCAAGGGAAGGGAUAUAAUAGGAAUAUGCCAGUAUAGCAUGCAUGAUAUGAAAACCAAGCUAACUGAAUGCUUGGCCACAGACUGGGUCCUGCAGCCAAGGUAUGCCAUUAUGAUGUAUUUAGAUAUGGAACACAUAGGAGGAGCCACAGGUGUUGGGUGGUACAACUGGGAUCUUGUAACAAAUAAGGUGCAGGUGGAUCUCAUGAGUGCUGAUGUUGCCCAGCAGAUAAGCCAGCACGUUCACACCUCGUACAACAACCCACAGCACAUGUCAGUGCAGUUGGCUGUACCACAGGCCCCUCGAAUCACAAGCAACCUCUCAGUUGACUCCCAAAAUGCUGUGAACACUUCAAAACCCACAGCUUCCAGACCUUCCAGGAUCCGACACUCUCACGGAGAGCGCGUCUCAUGUGCUGAGUGUGGCAAGACUUAUGCUUGUAAUGCAAAUUUACGUGACCACAUGCGGAUACAUACAGGAGAACGACCCUUCAUUUGUGAUGAGUGUGGAAUGACUUUUACCCAGAGGUCAAAUUUACGCAUGCACAAACGCGUGCACACAGGCGAGCGGCCAUACAUGUGUGGUGUGUGCGGCAAGACAUUCUCUCGGUCGUCACAUCUUCCGGGCCACAUGCGGCAGCACACGGGAGAGAAGCCGUACACGUGCGACCAGUGUGGCCAGACCUUCACCACCAGCCAGAGUAUGAAGAACCACAAGCGAAUCCACACUGGUGAGAAGCCUUAUGUAUGUGAUGUUUGUGAUGCUUCCUUUACCCAGAGCUCCACACUCUCCACACACAAAAAGUCACACACUGGAGACAAGCCAUUCAAGUGUGACAUCUGCAAUAAGCGGUUCAUAUUCCGCUCUGGGCUAAAUGAACACAUGAUUGUGCAUAGCAGGGAAAAGCCAUUCCAGUGUGAUCAGUGCCACAAAAGGUUCAAGUAUUCAAACUACUUGUCCAAACACAAGAAGAAGUAUUGCGGAAACGAUGGUUACCACAAACGAUGGCAAAAAACGUCGUCCAAAAAGUCGUCGGUCCGCAAGAGUACAUCAUCCCGGAGGACGCAAGCAACACAGAGGGUUGUUGCUGUGUCAAAACUUAAUGCAACAAUCAAAAUGGACCAGUUUCAACGCAACUCUAUUGUGGCAUCUAAUGCCUCAGCCACCUCAGUGCCAACAUCCUCUGUGACUGCCUACAGUUACAGUGGUCUAGAGGAGUUCCUAGUGCCAGCUCAGGUUAAAGUUGACCUGGGUGGAAGUGUUGCAUGUCAGAUAAACCAGCAAAUACAACAUGUUCACUUUGGUAAUGUGACUCAAAUGCAGCCAGUUCAGCUCACAGCUAACUCAGCCACCCCACCUUUGAAAUCCUCUGAGAGUCCAAUUCCAGUCAUGGAGGCCAGUGAAAGUACCUCAGUAGAACUACCACGGACAUCCAAGACUGUGCCCAAGUCUCGUGUUCGGAAUGGGACAGCUGAACGCGUGGUGUGUCCAAACUGUGGUAAAUCAUUGGCAUGUGGAGCCAACCUUGCUGAACACAUGCGUACCCACACCGGGGAACGUCCCUUUGUUUGUGAUGAAUGUGGUGCGUCAUUUGCUGCUAAGUCUAAUCUGAGGACACACAAGCGACUGCACACUGGUGAAAGGCCUUACAUGUGUGGUGUGUGUGGAAAAACUUUCUCUCAAAGUUCUCAUCUUCCAAGUCACAUGCGAGUGCACACGGGAGAACGCCCCUAUCAGUGCCCUGAGUGCCCUAAGUCUUUCUCUUCUAGCACCACUUUAAGGAAUCACCUCAGGAUUCAUAAAGGUGAUUGUCCCUUCAAAUGUGAAUCCUGUGGAAGGGGCUUUGUGUGUAAAUCAUGGCUUCAAGACCAUUAUAAAGUUCAUACAGGGGAGAAGCCUUUUCAGUGUGACAUUUGCAACAAAUGGUUCAAGGAUAAAUCCUACAUAACAAAACAUAAACUAAAAUACUGUGGUAAUGAUGGAUACAAAAAGCGGUGGAGAAGACCAGGUGUAAAAAAGCCUCCAGGGAGAAAAGCAAGUAGUGUGAAUCAAGCAAAAAAGAUCACUGAGGAGGAUGACUUUAACCAGCCCAGGAGACCAGUAGGCCGACCUAAAGGAUCGAAAAACAAGAGAAGCAGGAAGAGGAAAACAAAAACUACACGCAAGAAAAAGAAUGUGUCAACCACUGAUUCUGAUGCCGAAUUUGAGGAACUUUUGAAGGAACAUGAAACAGACGCUUUGGAACUUCCCAAGAUUGAAGUGAUAUCCACCAACUCAGAGGAACGGUCUGAGCUGGAACUUCUUGACCAGUCACACUUGGAACAAACAAAUAACCAAGAACACGAAUAUCAGUAUGAGUUUGAUCCCAAUGACGAUCCACUCCACAUUGAAAGCAAGCAGAAUGACCCCCUUUCACUGCCACACAUUCCUGUAGUCCAGCUCCAUGUUGCCAUGCCCCACACACAACUCCACGUUCAGCACCUUGAGGACAGCCACCUCCACCACACACUCCACCAGCCUCAGGAUCUUGUACAACCACAGAAUAGAAACCAGUCUCAAAAUUUAGUUCAGUCUCAUAGUCACUUGCAGCCUCAAAAUCUAGUUCAACCACAAAAUUUAGUACAGCCUCAAAAUUUAGUGCAGCCACAGAAUUUGGUUCAGCCUCAAAAUCUUGUCCAGCCUCAGAAUCUUUCCCAAGCACAAAAUCUUAGUCAGCCACAAAAUCUUUCCCAGACACACAACCAUUCACAGCCUCAUAAUCUCUCUCUUGCCCAAAACUUGUCUCAGCCACAAAACCUUUCUCUCAAUCCCAAAUUGCUUCAGUCAUCAAAUAUCCAUCAACCACAAAAUCUCUCUCAGCCACAAAACUUAUCACAACCUCAAAAUUUAUCUCAAUCUAACAGCAUGUCUCAGCCUCACAACUUAUCACAGAAUCAAACCCUUUCUCAGCCCCAAAAUCUUUCUCACUCUCAGAAUAUGUCUCAAUCUCCUAAUUUAAAUCAACCUCAAAAUCUAUCACAGCCCCAGAAUUUAUCUCAAAGUGAUAGCUUAUCACAACCACAAAAUCUUUCUCAGCCCCAGAAUUUGUCUCAACCCCAAAACUUGAGUCAGGCUCACGUUUCACUUCAGGAUCACCUAACACAGCUGGAGCAUCAGCCUCAGAACAUUCACAUGGUAUAUUACAAUGCAUAGGCAUCUUAUCAGCAGAAGGUACAUUGAAGAAAGUGGUGUGUAAUAAGAAAAUAAUGCACUAUUGUGAUAAUUACAGUUGAACUGUUGAACUAUUAACUUUAAUGAGCACUGUACUCAUAUAGUUAAUUUUUUUUUUAAGUGCAAUUUCAGUGAAAUUACUACUAUCAGUAAUUUAGUAAUUGCAAACUAUCUGCUUUGCUUGGUACAGUACCUGAGUGGCUCUGGUAAUGAAGGAGAUCAGAGGACUGAAACACAUAAUUUAUACAUGCAAACCUACUCUAUGUAAAGGAAAACAAAUUUGUCACCAUUGAUCCUACUGUCAUAUAUUCUGUACUUCAGUGCUUUAUUAUUAAGUUUCCAAUAUAAGAAAAAUGCAAGAAAGACAAACAAAAUCUUGAUAGAUAAUAGAAAAUUAUAUCAUUGAUGGAUUUUUGUUAUAAUUAAUUUGAGGAUUAUCAUAUCUGUUACAAAUAAGUAUACUGAACAUUUCAGUACUGUUUAUAGUUGACAAGAGUUGUAGAGGAUGGUGACAGUUUGAAAGGGCAAGUUUCAGGUUGACAUGGAUCAGCCAAGUCACUGCUGAUUCUCAUGAGCUACACUAUUAAGUUACCUUUAUUUGGGUGAAGUCUUCUGACUAGGGUUCCACCUCAGGAUCUCAUCCCAUGCCUUCUUUGGUCCGGUACCUACUGUAACUCUGCCUUCCCCCUCAAGUGUUCAUCAUGCCUCACCCAGUCAUUCUCAUCUUUUCUUUGCAUGUAGCCAAACCACCACAUAUUCAUAAAUCUGAACAAAAUAAAUGUAAUUGAAUAGCACCAUAAUGGCAGCCUAUACUAAUGAUAUGCAAUAAUUAAAUACUACUAACAGUAGUUAUCCUAGAUACUGAACAUAUAACGGAGCCACUUGAGUAACUUAUGAAUGUAUUGUGGUUGCAAAGGUUGACAGGGAAAGUUUCAAAGCCUGGUAGUGUGUAUUAGUUGUGAACCACUGCCAGGCAAGUGAUAGUUAGGGGUUAGGUGCUCAGUAGUUGCUGAAUGAACAGAAAGCCUCAAAUCAAAACAAUGAACAAAAUAUACUCUGUUAAAAUACAUUUACUAUAUUGAACAGCUCACCAGUCUGAAGCAAGUAUAUCCUAAACAGAAUCUCAGUAUAUCUCAAUGAUGGAACAAUGACAGUUUGCUGUGCCAAAGAUUAGCUUGAGUAUUCUGAUGAUUUAAUUAAAAAAAAGUGAACUUGCAAUUAAGAUAAAGGAAGCAUCAUUAACGUACAUGGAUGCUGCUGUUGUCUGGCUACAAAAUUGAGUUAAAGAAACACAUUUACAUACAUGUAUUUUGUAUUAUCUAUAAAAGAUAGGUUGUCCAUCUGGAAGCUCCAUUGCAUUGUACAUACAAUUGUGAGAAACAUUGUCUCUAUGUAUGUAUGUUAUUGUUUAGCUCCAGCAAGUAUACAAAGCACUUACCUCAGAUACUGUAUGGGUGCUUUACUAGAUAUCUCUAGCAGUUGCUUCCAAGUGAGUUUGUUCCUGUUCCUGACACUUGCAGGGAGCUGAGAGGGAGGGUGCUUGGGGUCUGGCCUCCAGUCAUGCUACGGCCUUCCUCACAACACUCAGUCCAUGAGAGAGGUGGCACUGGGCACUAGUGUCAUCCUACCAGAGGCUCUAAUAAGGUUCUUGUUGCCAAGUAUGUGAAUUCUUUACUCUGCUGUAACCCAGAUACUUGAGAAUUAGGGCUAUCCAGAUAUCUGACUCUGCCUCCUCAUGGAAGAAAACAGAAGACAUGGCUGGAGACAAUGAGCAAAGCUUUUUGUACUUAGAAGUUUAAUGAUGAUAAUUGUAGCUUCAUCCUGUGACCAUUUAUUCCACCAUCAUCAACAGUUGUUAUUUUUGCACUUUAUUGUGUGUGAAAUUCUUGGGUAAAGGUAUAAUUGCAGGUAUUUAUAUGAAGAGCUUGAGAACUUUGUUAAAGAAAAGCUCAGGUGAUUUUUGGACUUGAUCUAUACAUUACAUUGGAGCUACAUCUA